CCCUCUGACGAGACGAGACUGACCGCUGCCUCUAUUGCGCGGCGGUGAGGGAGGCGAUGCGUUUCAAGCCCGCUGCCAUUGCGACGAGGCGGUAAUGCAGGAGGUGGGCGGACUCUCGCCGUGGUCGCUCGGACCCUGCUUUCCCGCGAAAGAGGCUGUGCUCCUACCAGGAGCAGAGAUGGUCAAGUACACUUGUACCGUACCGUCCCGCAGCAGUCCUCGGUUAUUUCGCUCAAACGCAAGUUCUCGGAAGGGCUUGUGCUUGCGUGGACUGCGCACUGGGCAGGAGCAAGAACGACUCGAAGUAGGGUCGUCCUUUCUGUCGCUGCUUAGCAAUUCCGAAGUGAUAGGUCUGAGAACGGUCUUGACGAUCACCCUGUCGCACCGUCGCAGCAGGCGAUCCUAGACCAUGAAGCUCCCAUCACUCGCCGCUACUCUCCUAAUCGCGCUGGCGGCAGCGGCACACGCUCCGACGACGCGUGGCGCGGGGUGGGUGGCGCUGGACCUUUCGCAGACGGGCGCGGCUGGUGACGCAGAACUGGCGCGGAGAGCGGCGGGAAUCGCGGUCGAGAAGUACAACGCAAAAGCGGCUUCUAGUCUCUCCCUCACUAUGGUUCGAUCUGCGAAGGUUCUUGUGCCCGCUGACGUGGGGCAGAAGGCCGUCUUCCGCCUGGCUUUCACCACCCUGCAGCAGCAGGGGGGCGCACUGCGGAGAUUGUUGCGGGGCCCUGGCAAGAGUGUUGCAGUGACAGCGGAAAUUGCUGGAACCUCGCACGAUCUGCACCGAUAUAAGCUGGAGCGAUUUUCCACAUCUGGCUGAACUGAAACUGAAGUUUGUGGAGCGGAGCAGUGCUGAUUGUUAAACUGAGGGGGACUGGUAUAAUUGUUAAAUGAUAUAUUUUGUUAUCUAAUUUGUAGGCUUGGUAGGUGUUAUCGAAACCUACUGUAGAGGGCACAACCCCCCUCCUUGUAUCACUCUUCUAUUCUCGACCCUCUUUUCUCUCGUCAACUUUCCUAGCCUAAAACCCUCACGCCAUUUUCAUGGCUUCCUACCGUUCCUAGCUACCUAGUCCUUGUGACAUGGUAACACAGCAGGUUGCCCUUCCCGGGCCUGCUCCCUACGCUUCCGCCGCGCACUCCUCUCCCUCUCGCUCUGCCAUGGCGGCCGCGUCGUGCUGCUGUGGCGGCGUCGUUGUGCCGCUGGCCGCGUCGUGCCGCGGCCGUCUCGAUGCGCUGCCGUGUCGUCGCGCCGUGCUGUCGUGGCGUCGACGUCCAGCCGCGGCGGCGUGACGGCGCCGUCGUGCUACCGUCGCAGCUUCGAUGUCCCGCCGUGGCAUCGGCGCCGCACUGUGGCGGCGUCGUAAUGAUGCCGUGGCGGCGUCGUCGGGCUGCAGCCGACCGUGCAACUCCUGCGGCGCCGCUCAACUUGACGCCCGCACGCCAGCCACGGGCGUGAUGCUGGACCUUACAACUGCAUGUUGAGUCUAUGAGAUGGGCUGAAUCACCCAACGUGCGAUGCGUCACAAUGACAUGGGAUUCUGUAAAAUUUAUGCUGAUUGC
This is a messenger RNA of Closterium sp. NIES-67, 1560 nucleotides long. The record is from the annotation of a GenBank genome assembly. NCBI's taxonomy places the organism in Eukaryota, Viridiplantae, Streptophyta, Zygnematophyceae, Desmidiales, Closteriaceae.